AUGGUAGACGAUUCAAGCUAUCUUACUCCACACGAAACUGCACUGGCAGUGGUGGCCACCUCUAUGAAAAAAGCGAGGCUUCAGCUGGACACAUUGGUAGUAAACUCCAUACUGGGCGGUAUUCUCUUCAGUAGUGGUUCGUUCUUGUUGGUGGCAGUGCAUUCCGAUGAUCCUGGUAUGGUCGCGCAAAACCCAGGUUUAGUGAAUCUUAUAACUGGUGUAACCUUUGCCAUAGGGUUAUUCUACGUGGUAAUAAUGGGUGCUGAUCUUUUCAACUCCAAUAUUCUAUUUUUCUCUGUGGGAGUUAUGAGAGGAGCGGUCACUAUUUAUGAUUUAAUAAUCUCAUGGCUUGUUAGUUGGUUGGGUAAUAUUGCUGGCUCGCUUUUCGUUUCAUACCUUUUUGGUCAUCUUACAGGCAUUGGUUCUCAAGAGCUCUGGAUGAAGGGCUCGAAACAAAUCAUUGAACAAAAAGCCUCAUUCUCAUUCAUUCAAACUUUCCUGAAGGGUAUUGCGGGGAACUUCUUCGUCUCUUUGGCCAUUUACCUUCAAUUAAUGGCAAAGCCUAUUCACGUCAAAUUCAUUGUAAUGUCAUUUCCUAUCAUUACUUUUGUAUCCAUCGGAUUUACGCAUGUGGUGGCUGAUAUGUCUGCAUCAUUUAUUGCCAUGCUCAACGGCGCAAAUGUUUCCGUAGGUGAAUACAUUUGGAAACUACUGAUCCCUGCUUCUUUGGGUAACAUUGUUGGAGGUGUCUUUUUCAGUGCAGUUGUUCCAUUCUAUUUACAUUUGGUGGUUGUGGAACGUGAUAGAAAGAGACUAUCCUUGCCAGAAUACGAGGCAAGAGACGAACAACCAGAAUUGAAUAUGGAUUCAAGAGUUGUCAGAAUACCAAAACAUGAACUUAAGGAAGAAAGGGAUGGCGACGAUGACGAUGAUGACGACGACACCACUGCAACUGGUGGCGACAUUGAAGACCUGAGUGAAAAGGAUUCCACAUCCUUAUUUAAUAAAGCACAUGAUGGUUCGAGUAUUUUGACUGGUAGGAGCCUAAACUCGUUCUUAUCCAUACCUUCAUCGGCAGUAACCUCAAAGAAUGCUACCAUAGAGUCAAAUUUGGGAGAGCCCAUAUCAUUCAUACCUAUACCCAAUUCUACCACAAAUUCCUCGCAUUUACAGUUACGGCACAACCGCUCAACCAAAUCUAUUAAUAGUCGCCAUUCUAAAAAUUACCAUAGUAUUAGAUCACCACCCGGUGUUUUCCCUGUAAGAGGGAUGGGCGAACCGUUAGAGAGAGAAAAAACCAUUGAGGAUGCAACCUAUGAUCCAAAGGAAGAUAAGCAUUUUUUGGAAAGAGCUGAAACUCACAACUCUACCUUUGUGAAAAAUAAUAAAGAGAAUGAUAACAUCCUAAGGUUAGUAAAAACUGAACAAAAUCGGGAGCAGAACGAGUACGAGGAAAACGGUGGAUACAAUAUCCUGGAGAAUAAACCAGGGACCAGGUUAGAAAAGAUGAUCACUCAUUUUGCAGAAGGUUUUCCUUCAAAAGAAUCGACUCCGCCAGGGCUACCUAGAACGACACAAGACACUUUCCCUUAUAACGCCCCUGCUUCGUCUCCCGCAUAUACCGGCAACAUUCACUCACUGAAAAGGGUCAAUAGUACCACUUUGGGCGGGUUGUUUAGGGCAGUUUCGAGAGAGUUCCAUACAAGCAAAGAUGCAGAAUUUUCAAGUGACCUACUCAAAAAAACUUCCACUGCCCCCAAACUAUAG
Messenger RNA from Saccharomyces eubayanus, 1767 nucleotides. RefSeq lists its product as uncharacterized. NCBI's taxonomy places the organism in Eukaryota, Fungi, Ascomycota, Saccharomycetes, Saccharomycetales, Saccharomycetaceae. The coding region runs from base 1 to 1767 and encodes 588 amino acids. Gene Ontology annotation, cellular component: membrane. The transcript has a single exon. The record is from RefSeq and is a predicted model, not a curated record. Gene Ontology annotation, molecular function: high-affinity secondary active nitrite transmembrane transporter activity. Gene Ontology annotation, biological process: nitrite transport; transmembrane transport.